AUGAACCUGUGCUGCUUUUUAUUUAAGUGUUUGUGCCAUCGCGAUGAGCACCCUACUGAGAUGGCCCGGACUGAUAGGGGAAAGAACAAGUGGACUGAUACGGAGGAGAACAAGCAUGCUCCAGAGGCUGCUAUCUUGUUUUCUUUUGUAAGAGAUAAGGUUAGAUGCCAGAUCGCCUUGAAGCCUUCUUUGAUUGGCAACUGUUCGAUACGAGAUAAGUUUGCGGCUAUUAUGUCGGUCUUGGCGCCUAAUGACCUCUAUCUAAGCCGCGCAGCGGAUAGCCCAAAAUUACUGGUGAUAAUCGAAUGCAUUAUUGGUGCGCCUACAGAGCAAGCCACGAGAGAUGACCGGGUCUCGAGCAUUGCCUCCACAAUUUGCGCGAACUUUCGGGCAUCUCCGAUACCGUCCAAUAUUUUUUUUAAUUACACGGUGAUGGAAUUCUUCCGAGGAAAUCCUAAAAAAAGCUGGGCGAUGAUGUGA
Molecule: messenger RNA, 480 nt
Organism: Lachancea dasiensis
Lineage: Eukaryota; Fungi; Ascomycota; Saccharomycetes; Saccharomycetales; Saccharomycetaceae
Source: the annotation of a GenBank genome assembly